Molecule: messenger RNA, 3463 nt
Organism: Drosophila subobscura
Lineage: Eukaryota; Metazoa; Arthropoda; Insecta; Diptera; Drosophilidae
Gene: zye
Product: adhesive plaque matrix protein
Exons: 8
Coding region: 129-3347 (1072 amino acids)
Source: RefSeq, a predicted model, not a curated record
CGAAGACGAACCUCUUCGAGGCUUAGUGCGGCAACGUCCACUUAACCAGCGACAACAAAUCGCAACCAUCCCCCCAGUAGGUCUUCAACAAACAAGUGCAGUUGGAAGUUAAAGCAAACACAUUGAAUAUGGUCAACAUUGGCCACAUAUUUCUAUGGGCGCUAAUAGUGGUCAUUGCUUCAGGGACGGAUCUGAACAGUGAUGAUUCGCUUAAUGAUGUCUUAAGCUACGUCACGCCCACGUUCAAUAGUGAGACAUCUUUGUCAGUGCAAAGCAUUGAAAAGAUCGAUGUAAAAUGCGACCAACGAAAUGGCAUGACGGUGGAGGUGGACUUUUUGGAGAACUUUAAUGGAAUCAUUUACAGUCAGGGCUAUUACAAUGAUCCCAAGUGCACCUAUGUGGCAGCCAAUAAGGGAGACACUAAAUUUAUAUUCAAUGUGCCUUAUGAUGGCUGCGGCAGUAAGCCCUCCUGCUCGAUAUGCUCUUCAAUCGAGAACGUUCUAAUUAUACAAAAUGAUAAGGAUAUUCAGAACAGUUGGGACAUAGCCCGAAAGGUGGCAUGCAGCCGCAGCGAGGAGCAGGAGAAAACGGUUUACUUCAAGCCAUUUGUUGUGGACAUGCUCGAAGUUGUUUCUGUGGAUACACCGAGCGGGCCAGUGGAGUGCUGGAUGGAAAUUGGCACUGGAAUUCCACCGAACAUAAAGCCCAUUAGUUCAACACUGAAGCUUGGCACCGAUGUCACCUUCACCAUAAAUGUAAAGCAUUCGACUCAAGCCUGGGAUGUCAACAUACUGAAGUGCUAUGCCUCGGAUGACAUGAACUUUGAGGCAAGAACCACCAAGACGUUGCAGCUCUCCGAUAAAAGAGGCUGCACCAUAAAGGAAAAAAUAUUUGGAGAGUGGAAAAAGUUGGAGUCCCAGUCCGGAUCGAGUCUUACCUCCACAUAUUAUAAUACGCUCAAAGCAUUCAAAUUCCCCGAUCGCUCGCAAGUCUUUCUAAAGUGUGAUAUUGAAUUGUGCAAGGGAGCCUGUCAAAGAGAUUAUUCGUGCAGCAGUUUAAAGAACAAUAUACCCAUAGAUGGGCCCAAGCCCAGGUGUUACCCCGGCUCCGAAGAUCCUGCUUGUCUUUCCACCACUUCCGCAAGGCCAAAAAUAACAAUAACCACAACUAAAUCAAGAUGUUAUUCUGGGUCAACUGAUCCUGAAUGCCAGAAAACUACCUACUUUCCACGGACAACGACUGAAUCUACAAUAGAAAUAGAACAACCAGAAUGUUAUCCAGGCUCAACCGAUCCUCGAUGCCCUCAGAGGCCUACGCCUACUACAAAGCCGAGAUGUUAUCCUGGUUCAAAGGAUCCAGACUGCCUCAACUGCUUCCCAGGUUCUCCAGAUCCAAGGUGUCCUAAGGUGCCAACAACAAAAAAGGCAGGCUGUGAGGAGAACUCAGAUGACCCCAGAUGUCAACCUGCCACUUAUUUGCCGCCUUCUACAUUUCGUACUCCAACACUUUCACCAAAGCCGCGAUGCUAUCCUGGAUCGAGAGAUCCUGAGUGCCUACCAGUAACUUACCAGCCACCAACAACAAGAAGAACACCAACUUACACGGCUCCGACCACGCCUAGAGCUCCUAUAACUACAGAAACACCGAAAUGUUAUCCAGGGUCUAACGAUCCUCGAUGCCCUCAGAGACCCGCGACGACCAUUAAGCCGAGAUGUUAUCCCGGCUCGCAGGAUCCAGAGUGUCAACCCGCUACUUACUUGCCACCGACAACGAGAAAAACACCAGUGUAUAGACCGAAACCGAGCUGCUAUCCAGGUUCGACCGAUCCACGAUGCCCUCAGGAACCCGCGACGACCACCAAGCCACGUUGCUAUCCUGGCUCUUCCGAUCCUGAAUGUGUUUCACCGACGUACACUCCACCGACAACAAGAAGAACACCAGUUUACACGCCUCCGACGACAACUAGAGCUCCCAUAACUACAGAAACACCAAAAUGUUAUCCAGGCUCAACCGAUACCCGAUGCCCUCAGAGGCCUGCGACUACAACAAAGCCCAGAUGUUAUCCGGGCUCUCAGGAUCCAGACUGCCAGCCCGCUACUUACUUGCCACCAACAACGACCAAGACACCAAAGCCUCGAUGCUUCCCAGGUUCCACCGAUCCUCGAUGCCCUCAGGAACCCGCUACGACACAGAAGCCACGUUGCUAUCCUGGCUCUUCCGAUCCUGAAUGUGUUUCACCGACGUACACUCCACCGACAACGAGAAGAACACCAACUUACACGACAACCAGAGCUCCUAUUACCACUGAAGCACCUAAAUGUUAUCCAGGGUCUAACGAUCCUCGAUGCCCUCAGAGGCCCGCGACUACUACAAAGCCCAGAUGUUAUCCGGGCUCACAGGACCCGGAGUGUCUUAACUGCUUCCCAGGCUCUCCAGAUCCAAGGUGUCCUAAGGUGCCAACAACCAAGAAGGCAGGCUGUGAGGACAACUCUGAUGACCCCAGAUGUCAACCUGCCACCUAUUUACCUCCCUCUACAUAUCGCACUCCAACCCUUUCACCUAAGCCGAGGUGCUAUCCUGGGUCGAGAGAUCCUGAGUGCUCUCCAGCAACUAACCAGCCACCAACAACUAGAGGAACAACUACAGUCCCACCCAAGCCACAGUGUUAUCCAGGGUCUACCGAUCCUCGAUGCCCUCAGAAGCCCGUGACGACCGUAAAGCCGAGAUGUUAUCCUGGCACGCAGGAUCCAGAGUGUCAACCACCAACAUAUCUGCCCCCAACAACGAAACAACCUCCAACUUAUAAUACCAAACCAACUAGGCCCGUAACAACAGCGACUCCCACAGAUGAGGAAAAGCUAAGGUGCUACUCUGGGUCGCCAGACCCUCGUUGCAAGCAGGACACCACUGUCAUACCAUCCUUUAACUUGGUAACUUCAACUCAGCCACCCGCAACAACGCCUACCUAUUGUUAUCCUGGAUCUAUUGAUCCACGUUGCCCCGACAGCGGCUACAAAGGCACGAGCCGUAUUCCAGCUACAUAUCUACCGCCCUUGAGUGACCCGGGCUACGACAGGACUAUUCGAAAUGCAAAGAGUUCUUUCUUCAAGGAAAUUAACCAAUUGGCCUUCACGGAUAAUAAUGUUUUUGAGAUUGAUGACGAUGCGAGUGAAUCAACUAGAGUUAAGCGGGAGUUAAAGGAUGACGACGAUGAUUCUUUGAUGAUUACUCAAGAGGAAGACCUUCUAUCGAGAAGAAUUGUUAAGCGUGAGUUCAGUGAGCGGCCAUCGGAGAGAGAGGUGAUUUCCCUGACACUCGGUGUUCGAACUGGGAUCAAUGUUAAUUAGUCAUGGAAAUGAAAUGCCUAGCACUAGAGCAAUACUAUUAUAAUACCCAUCUUACACCGAUAUGUAUUCUACUUAGCCAGAUAUUCAUUAAAUAUAAAUCUAUGUACAAAUUGUAA